AUCAGAGCACACAGGAAUUAAAGUAGUCAGGAUACGGCAUGCGCGGCUAUCCAAUCAUUUAUUUAUCAUCCUGUCCUUAACAUAGAUACAUUUCUUUUGCCUACUGUUAAUUAUAUAUAUAGCUAGCCAUUCGAGGGAUCCUCCUAGUCUCCGCAACAGCUACCACUGCUGUCCAGAGAGCUUUUAAACAGAUCUUGAAGAUGUCAUCUAAACCGACUUGUCUCAUAGUGACAAGUGGAGCUCUACAUGGAGUGACUGCACAGUCGUUUCUCCAGUCUUUCAGUCUGUGCAGCCCGGUCUUUAAUUUACAGACGGCGACACCAGGGGGCAAAUCUAUUGACUUUGUUGGGGUGGAUGAAAGCUCAUCCAGAUGGAUUCAGGAAUUCAGUGCGAAGCCAUACGCCAACCCAGCAAAACUGGAGUCCAUAGAUGGAGCACGUUACCAGGCCUUGUUGAUCCCUGACUGCCCUGGUGCCCUCAGUGACCUGGCACAUAGUGGAUCACUGGCUCGCAUUCUUGCUCAUUUCACGUCCCAGCAAAAACCAGUGUGUGCAGUGGGCCAUGGGGUGUCUGCACUGUGCUGUGCCACUGAGGGACAGCGCUGGAUCUUCAGCGGCUAUAGCCUGACAGGGCCAUCUGUGUUUGAGUUAGUGCGAGAGACUGACUUUGCCAAGCUGCCACUUAUAGUGGAAGACUUUGUGAAGGACAGUGGUGGCUCUUACACUGCCAGCACAGAGGAUGCAAUCCAUGUGGUUCUAGACAGACACCUGGUCACGGGUCAGAACCAACAGUCCACUUGGGCCGCAGUAAACAACCUCAUUAUACUUUUUAAUGGCAGGAAGUAGCAGCGACUGUGUGGAGCACCACUCUUAUUCUACUCCGAUUCAAAUUGCCUGUGUAUUUAUCCAUCUGUCACCACUGCUGUCUGCUGUCAGAACAUCUGCUCUCAUUUGCUAUGGAUUUUCCAGAAAUAGAUCUAGACAAUUGAUGGAUUUUGUCUCAGUUAAAAUGAUUAUUUUUCUGUUUUACGCAGUAUGGAAAAUCUUCAUUGUUUAUUUCUCCUACACUGUUUAAUAGGUUAUUUUUAUGUUAGGCCUAUAUUUAUAUUCAUCCAGCUUCGUUAACUGUUUGCCCAGCAGAGGGUCACAGUGAACAUAUUCCAGGAAGCACAGGGUGGAGGACACUAUGAACAGGAUGCCGGUCCAUCACAAGACACGCACACACAGGUUUGUAGUUAUAUGUUUGAAGGGACUCUCCAUUCAUUUCUAUGGGGAAAUCUCUAAUUACAACAUGACAAUUUUAAGCCCUACCCAGAAAAAUGGUCCCCACAACAUCAAAAUAACAUGUUUAUAUCACAAUGUGGGCACAUUUGUUCCCCACAAUUUAAUAUAAACCGAAUCCACACAUACACAGCCAUGGGUGGGAACUGAACAUUCAACCCAGGAGAACUGUAGAGCCUCCCAUUAAAGUGCCAUGCCUGAAUUCUAAAGUGCAAUAUUUUGGUAUAGGUACAAGGCAGGAUAAACAAUUACAACUUUUAAGAACUUUUAAUUUUAUUCAUUAAACCUCCCCAAUUAACUCGAGUCAUAAUAUGUUGGGCUUAUACUGACAAUUUGUCUUUAUUUUCUCUGCUGCCUUAAUGACCAGUGUAGAAUAGUCACAGAUUUUUGCAAGGACAUAAAAUGUAUAACUGAAAGAUUGGUGCAAGAUGGUUUCCUGUUCAGGAUGUCUGGGGCACACGUCUGAAAGAGUGCAAUAAAAGAACAUGCGUGAUGUAAAAUUAUCAGCAUAGAAGAAUGAAAAA
Messenger RNA from Brienomyrus brachyistius, 1804 nucleotides. It is a transcript of the gene gatd1, whose product is annotated as glutamine amidotransferase class 1 domain containing 1. The transcript has 8 exons. The coding region runs from base 201 to 845 and encodes 214 amino acids. The record is from RefSeq and is a predicted model, not a curated record. NCBI's taxonomy places the organism in Eukaryota, Metazoa, Chordata, Actinopteri, Osteoglossiformes, Mormyridae.